Molecule: messenger RNA, 793 nt
Organism: Ceratitis capitata (Mediterranean fruit fly)
Lineage: Eukaryota; Metazoa; Arthropoda; Insecta; Diptera; Tephritidae
Product: ARL14 effector protein
Exons: 1
Coding region: 103-507 (134 amino acids)
Cellular component (GO): intracellular membrane-bounded organelle
Source: RefSeq, a predicted model, not a curated record
AAAUAGUUUAUUUUAACGUCAGUGCGAAUAUUUGUUUAUACUGAAAAUAAAUACAAUUUUAAUUUAUAGAAUAAUAAUAAAACUACUACUACUCUAGGUAUUAUGGAUGCAGAUAAUGAUCUUACUGAAGGUGUUGGCUCGUUGCGUAUGUCACUACGUGAGCGACCGCGCAAACAACAGUCGGAUCGUCGCUUACGGGAACGCUCCGAAGAUUUAAAGUUCCUAGAGGAUUUUGAUCCAGAAAAAUCAAAUCGUGAAAAGCGCAAAUUGAAGAGAAAACUCACCAAUUCACGUUCCACAGUUUACGAUGAAUACGGUCAUAUGCGGCAUAGUGGUAUGGAUAUAUGUGACUGUUUGGAUGAAAAGUGUCCAGGUUGUUGGUUUGAAUGCAAGAAUUGUGGCUCAACACGUUGCGGCGUACUCUGUCGUGUGAAUAGGAAACAAUUUGUUGAUGAAAUCACAUUUGAUGGCAAAGAUGUGAUUAUAAAGAAUAAAUUUGCAUUAUAACUACCGGGGGAGAUUGUAACACAUGUAACUUUUAUAGCAUGCAUUUCAUGAACCACAGUUGUGCAAGACUGUUUUUUUUUAACAUUUUUAAUUUCAUUUAGCAUACAAUUAUUACACUAUAUUGAUUUUAAUAAAAUAAUCUGCAUACUUAUGUAUAUUUUACUUAAAUUUUAAAUAAAUUAUGAUACUGUUUUAUAAAGUGAUGUAUACUUAUUUAAAUAUUUGUUAAAGAAUUUACACUAAAUGACAAAGAAAUAUAAAUUCAGUAGUCAACAUACUCAGCAAA